Messenger RNA from Aspergillus ruber CBS 135680, 1120 nucleotides. Its product is annotated as Sas10/Utp3/C1D family protein. Gene Ontology annotation, biological process: regulation of gene expression; maturation of 5.8S rRNA. Gene Ontology annotation, cellular component: exosome (RNase complex); nucleolus. Bases 18 to 767 code for a protein of 249 amino acids. The record is from RefSeq and is a predicted model, not a curated record. Gene Ontology annotation, molecular function: DNA binding; RNA binding. The transcript has 3 exons. Lineage: Eukaryota; Fungi; Ascomycota; Eurotiomycetes; Eurotiales; Aspergillaceae.
CGAUCACCACAGUCAAAAUGGAGGCAAAAGAACUCUUUCCGGUGCUUGAACAGCUAGAUGAUGACAUUGAUGACGUGGAAGAAAUGAUCCAGCCGCUACUUAGUCGCUCACUCGCUGAGACGUCCAAGAACCUGCCUGUCUUGGACAAGGCGAAAUUCUAUGUUAUGGUAACUUACGCGCUGGAAAAUGUGAUCUUCUCUUAUUUGAAUCUCCGUGGGGAAGACCCCAAAGCGCAUGCAGUGUGGAGAGAGCUCACCAGGUUGAGACAAUAUUUCGACAAGAUCAAGACAGCAGAGACAGGACCUGAACAGCGCACAAUGACCCUCGAUAAAGAAGCUGCCAAUCGGUUCAUCAAGCACGGUCUCGCUGGAAAUGACAGGAUUGACCUAGAGCGCAGAGAACGAGAGGCGAAGGAGAGAGCAGUUGCUCGACGGAAAGAAUUGGAAUUGCUCAUGAAAUCUGCGAAGUCGGAACAAUCUUCCAAAGAUCCUUCAGGAGAUUCGAGAUCCGAUGCCGACUCCGACCCUGACGAAGACGAAGAUGGCGAUUCGGACAAUAACGAAACAACAGCCAAAAAACCAGUACCAGCUUCUAAACCAGUAGACGUCCCACGUUCCGAGAAAACCAAGAAGACUGGAAAUAAGAGUAAAGACAAGAACAAGCGCUCCAGGCAAGGGAAAAAACUUGACAAAGAAGGGCUGCGCAAGGAAAGCGUGGAGAGAAAGCAGAAAAAGAAGAAUAGUCGGAAGGAAAGGAAUGGGAAAUGAAGAGGCGGAUUGAAUAAUGGGCACUAAGAUGAAAUAGGGCAACAAGACAUCGAAACGAAAUCAUUCUAGCGACCAGCUGGCCUGGUUCCAGCAUAAUACUCCUCUACUGUCGACGGUGCGGCUGUGAUUCGGCAGCUUCCAGGCAGAUGCCUUCUCAUACAAGCUCCUGAGAUUAUAAAGAGCCUGCGCUCUUCGUUCCACGAACGGGCAUUAUCCUUACACUGCUUCAGCAGCGCGUCUCUGGUCGUGCACAAAUUAUAGAUAGAUACCCUUGAAAUAUAAAUGGCAAGGUAGAUAGCAAUACUAUGGAAGCAAUUAUAACAACGCAAAUACUAGUUUUCACUCAGCCAUGC